AUGAAAAUGCAGUCACACUUGAAAUACCUGAGAGUUAUUCUGCUUACCACUUCUAUGAUUCUGAGUAUAUCUGGACAGUCAGUGGAGAAAUGCGAAAUCAAUUCGGGGAAUUGUAUUCACGGGCAGUGUAUUAAUGGUGUAUGUGUAUGUGAAACAUGUUGGACAGGUGAAAACUGCGGAGAUAAAUUAUCUAGAAAGCCUACAUUCGUUGAGAGGCAAUUCACAUUCGAAAAGAAGCUCUCAGAUAUAAUUGAUGGAGGUGUUAUUGGCCGUCUACCACUAAGUGAUGAGAACUCUUCUAUAGCAACAUGUGGAAAUGUUCACUUCGAAAUCGUGUCUAAUGCAAGCCAACUGCCUAUAUAUAUUGACUCCAAGAGUGGUGUUUUGUACUCCGACAAUUUAUUUGAAAAAACAGAAAUUUAUCGUACAGUUGAAUUUAAUGUGACUAUUCGAGAGGACAACAACCAUUUAGGAGUACUUGAUCAGGCAGUUGUCAGAAUUUCAGUUUACAAUAGUCAUUCUGAUGAAGAUGUAGAAAGGAGAGUUUCUCGCGUUAAGAGGGCUAUUAUAACACCUCCAACUGUAGGUAGUAUCAAAUUUUACAGAUCAAACACUCUGAAGGACUCUAAUUAUUGUCUCUACGACACCUGGUUUGUUGACUUGGAUAUCACCUUACCGCCUGGAAAUCACACUCCAAUUAUCAAUGUUUAUGGACCUGCUAUCAGUGGAUCGUAUAGGGGAUAUAUUGAAUAUUUGUUCAGUAAUUUCAGUGGUGUAAAUGUAGUGAACAACUCUACAGUGCAGUUUAGUAACCUUACAUAUAUUGGUGGUCGUUCAUCCCCUUCGAGAUUCACUAUGCUCCUAGGCCGGACCAGAAUUCUGUCAUCUCCUGCCACAAGUUUAAGCUGGGGAGAAGACUGGGCUUUAUCCUCAUCCAGUACAGUACAGCGAAUUCUUCCUAUUUUUGUGACAAACAACUGCCCAAGCCCACUGAAUAUUACUUAUAUAGUGACUGUUGGCUCAACAAAAUUCUCUGGCUAUUUCACAUUCUAUACUGAUGCUCCUGAAUUAUCUACAUCAAAUCUUAGUAUCCAGUAUUCGCCAACUCUCACCAACCCAAACGGUUUCUAUGGUCACAUGUGCAGUGGAACGACUUUCGCAUUAUCAGCAUGUCAUGUAUUGCCUGGCAGUCGUUGUGCUUUUUUCACAACUUGGAUUAAUCGAAUUUCUCCAGGAGUUGGGUCAAUGAAUGUGUCACAAAUUUCUAAUCCAGCAUCACAAAGCAGUGUGCACCGUCCGGCAAGUUUCAGCAUAAAAUUGACUUACUUAGACGAUGUGAUAAGGGCGGAUUACGGUCCUAUAUGUGUAACCGAUGAAGUGGAUACCACAGUGUGUUUCCCCUGGACUGUGAGAUUAAUGAGCGAUUGCAACCAAACAACCACGUAUAACUUUGUAUUUCCAGUACAGGUUCAGAUCAAUGGCAGGCCAGAAAAUAUAAGUGCUGGGGAUAUUAAAUUCAGUUUCACCCCGGUUUUUACCGCCUUCAGCCAGAUGAUAAUUGAACUAACUCCACCUAACAUGAACUUGCAACCAGGUCAAAUAGGAAAUUUCACCAUAAUAUAUACAAUUCCACUAAAUACUAACUACACGAAAUUCACUGUUAGUAUUAAUUGUACUGCAAAUACAUCUAAUGUUGACGCUAUCUUGACCGUGAAAGGAUUCCAAAUAGCUCUGGGUUCCAAUUUAGCAAGUGCAACAAGUGCGUACUCAUUCAAUUAUUUGUCAAGUUACAAAACUGGCCAGCUAGAUCAACUGACAGUAUAUUUUGACAGAGUUAUCAACAGUGCUACUGCUCUUGGUCCUUUGGUACGAAAUACUCUCUCCAUAACGGUGAAAAUCCAGCUGAGUGAUAGCCAACGUGCAGAAAUUGGUACUACAUGGCCCGUGCAAUUCACAAGUACAUUUACAAGUACGAGUACUAUUACAAGAUAUAAUACCUCUUUCGUGACAUGCACGAGAACAGGUUUGGAGAAACCGAUAAUUCAGUUCGCACUGUCUCAACUCUCAGUGAACACACUUCAGGAUUGCGUAGACAGAUAUCUAGUCUACAUUCAAACUUUAGUUCAAAUGAACAACGAGACUGGAUUAGAAUGCGAAACACAGUCGAUAUUUUUCUACUUUGGUUCACCAGUGGAGUCAAUCAAUGUGUUCAAUCAAACAGGGAAUAAUAGUGAAAUAUUAACUACAAUCCCUCUAGAUCCUGCAACGAGAUCGGUUAAAUUUUCAGUUGGUCCUUUAUAUUUCGGUCAGAGAUAUUCAAUUGUAUUUCAAGUGAAAUAUCCAGAAUCUCUUCGUCCUCCUGUCGUUAAACUUCCUGUGCUGGUUGAAGUUGUAUGCAAACCCUACGAGCGUAGCAUCGCUCUUACAAAUAAAUGCAGGAAGUCAAAAUUCUUCAGAUUCAUGUCUCCAAUAAGAGUUGAAGUCGAUACUUAUCCAUGCGACUUACCGCAUUAUGUUGCAAUGAAGAAUCCCAAAGUUCCAUUGUUGGGUACUCGACUGACCACAUUUCUGAAUGUUGGUGAUCGCCUUUUUUAUUGUGGCCGUGUGCUUAAUUGGAAGUUAUCAUUCGAAGAGCAAAGACGUUGCUUCAUGAUCAGUCCACUGCCUCAAAGAAUAUGGUCAGGUGCCCUGCUCGGUUUGGGAGCCAACGGUGGAGGAGCGUUAAAGAGUCUGAACUUUGGAUUGAAAUGGAUCGCAGUCAAUUCAUUCGAGUAUCAAAGAACUGUGAAUGCUUCAACACAAAUAAUCACUGCGAGUGUCACACCUUGGAUUUCACUGACAGGAUCUUAUGACAGUUCAGUUAUUGAGUCAUCAUGCAGACUCAGUGUGUUGGGGCAGUGGAAAGUCUGUAUUGAUGGAAUUUAUGCGAAUCAACUUCUGACAGCUAACUGGAAUGCCACAUGCCCGAAAAUUCAACUUUUCAAACGAGAAAACAACUAA
Messenger RNA from Trichobilharzia regenti, 3000 nucleotides. The record is from the annotation of a GenBank genome assembly. NCBI's taxonomy places the organism in Eukaryota, Metazoa, Platyhelminthes, Trematoda, Strigeidida, Schistosomatidae.